Parasteatoda tepidariorum (common house spider) is the source of this 1167-nucleotide messenger RNA. NCBI's taxonomy places the organism in Eukaryota, Metazoa, Arthropoda, Arachnida, Araneae, Theridiidae. The record is from RefSeq and is a predicted model, not a curated record.
AUGGAAUUAUUUGCUUCUGAAGAUAAUGCCCCAAAGGAAUAUUGGCAUGUACUGUUAGACUUUUCAUUCUUAAAUUACCAACAACAAUCUGUUCAUCCAAGUGACUGUAAAGUUUAUGGAUUACUUAAACUACAGCACAUCUUCCGACUGACAACAGAUAAUUACAAAUUAGAAGUGAAAGUUGUGAAGCGCAUAUCAAAUGCAUCAGAUGCUAAUGCUUUUCUACAUUCAUUAGAAACUAGAGAACGUGAGAGUUUAAAAUAUGUUGUCUUGGAUUGUAAUGCUGAUACUGCCAGAAAGAUAAUAGUGAAUCAUGUUCGUGACAUUUAUAUGGGAAGAAGAAACUAUCAUUUUCUUCUCACGAGCUUGGUCAUGGAUGAAUAUUUAAAUAGUCAAGUCUUAGAAUUUGGAGCAAUUAACGUAACUGGUUUUCGAAUUUUACAGCCUAGAAGUCCUGAUUUUCGUCAUUUUGUGCCUGCUUGGCAAGCAUUAGAUUCAAAUAGAUGGCCUGGAGCUGGCACACAAUAUAUUUCGGCAGAAGCAGCUCUUAUGUAUGAUGUUGCCAAAGUAAUCCUAGAUGCUUACAGCCGUUUGCUCAAACGGAAUCCUGAUAUUUUUCGAAACAAUUUUCGACGUGGAGAAGUUUAUAAUAACGGUACUAAGGGUAUUGACUGUAGAAGAGCUCCUGUUCUUCCGUGGGAGCAUGGAGAAAGAAUCUCUAGGAUUUUCAAGAAGAUUGCUGAGUGGUCAGAUAGACAUAGAUUAAUAAUGGUGCCUCCAAUGCGAAAAAGAGUUCCUGAAACUCACGUUAUUUUUGAAAACAAAACAUAUAUAGUCACAAGUAUUCUGGAGGAACCGUAUUUAAUGAAGAAGAAAAGUGAUUCAGGAAUCCCUCUUGAAGGCAAUGAAAGUUUCGAAGGAUACUGCAAAGAUCUAGCCGACUUGAUUGCCGAAUACUUAAAGUUCAGCUACGUGCUCAAACUUGUUAAUGAUUCUAACUAUGGCGGACUAGAUUCUAGAUCUCCUGUUGGUUGGAAUGGCAUGGUUGGAGAACUCAUAGCGAAAUUGACUAAAAUGAAUGAAGCAAAGCCAGUAGUCGAUCACUGGGUUCCUGGAGAUAUAGUAUCCAUAGUUUCGAAACCAAUAGCGAGUCUGGUAGCAGUGUGA